GUGUGUGUGUGUGUGUAAGACAGCGGCUCGCGAUGUCCACGCUCUCCACCGCUGUUCUGGUGAUCCGAUAGUUGUGAAAAGCCACCACUAGUCGCCCCCAGUGCUCUUGCAGCCUCCAAUUUUCCUUUCCCACUGUAGACUUAACGUCACGUCCGCACUUGAACUUGAAUUUUAUCCCAUUGUACGGAGGCAGCCCUCGCCACAGAGCGACAGAGAGCUCCCGGAGACACAGGACUCCGCCAUCUUCAUACAGGCAGAAAAGGGGAAAAAACCUCGCAGGUCUUCAUUCAUCUGGAAAGGAGGUGGCAAGUCCGUAUCCCUGGUCUCCGGUCCGCAAAGCCGAAUAGGGGGAGCAAGUGCAAAGAGUUGGAGGGAGUGAGAAGUAACCGGGCAUCGCAUGCAAUAGUGCCCUGGAAAGAAGAACUGUCCGGCGCUUAGCGCACUCAAGUGUACACUCAAGGAGAAUUUGGAUUCAUCCAAUUUAAUAAGUAGUUUUUUCUUUCUUAAAUUAUUAUUUAGACUUAAAAAAAAAUAUUAAUUGCCUAUGACAAUUCUAUACGCCGCUGACUUGACGAAGAGAACCACUUUGGUGUCCAACCUCUCCAAACGCACCGGGCAUCGCGUUCUGAUUUACUUCACAAGCUCCAAGAGACAUUUACAGUGGUUUCUUCACAACUGUCACUCAAAGGCGUGAAACUUCAAGGAUAUUUUUUGGUUGCCCUCAUCGCACAACAGAAGCGCAUGUGUGUGUGUCGGUGAGAUACUGAGCGUCUGCGCGUCUCUGGUCAUCUGGAGCUCCGGAGCGCAGAGACACUUUCUCUUUCCUCACGUUCAAGGGACGUCCGUCUACAUCCACGGCCCGGAGCUGUGGCACUUCUGUGGAAGUCCCGGGAAAAGUUAGUUAGUGAGGGGGGACGAAGACCACGGACACGGAGGAAAGAAGAAGCGAGCCGACUAUUCCUUGUGCUGGUCUCCGGGCGAUGCCAGUGUAAAUGCCAGGGCAAUGUCCCGUCGCAAGCAGGGAAACCCUCAACAUUUGUCGCAAAGAGAAAUUAUAACACCAGAAGCUGAGCAUGUGGAUGCCGGACUGGCCGUGGCCGAUCUCCACCCUCACCCGCUGCUGGACCCCAGCAUGCCCGGGCAUCUGCCCCCCGGCCUGGGUGACCACGACCUCCUCACCUGCGGUCAGUGCCAACUAACCUUCCCACUGGGAGACAUCCUGCUCUUCAUCGAGCACAAGAAAAAACAGUGCCAGACUCUGCCGGCCGGCCACGGGUGCUACGACAAGAUGGCGGACCGCAACAGCCCCUCGCCGCCCCGCGCCGAGCUGAGGAAAGUGGUGGAACCGGUCGAAAUCGGAAUCCAGGUGACACCAGAAGAAGAGGACGAGAGACUGUUGACGCCCCCAAAAGGAAUUUGCCCUAAGCAAGAAAGUGGCCUGGCAGGUAGAGAUGAACCUUCAAGUUACAUAUGCACGACGUGCAAACAGCCCUUUACCAGCGCCUGGUUUCUCCUGCAGCACGUUCAGAACACGCACGGGAUCCGCAUUUAUUUGGAGAGCAACCCAUCCAAUACCUCCCUAACCCCUCGGAUCACCAUUCCUCCUCCUAUUGGUGCUGAGUCUAUACCACAGUCUCCACUAACCAGCUUUUUGGGGGACAAUAACCCCUUCCACCUCCUAAGGAUGUCUGGACCCCUACUCCGGGAGCCCCCGCCGGGUUUCGUGGACAGCCGCCUCCCUAAUACGCCUCCCUUCGUCAGCCCCCCUCCCCGCCAUCACUUAGAUCCGCAUCGCCUAGAACGCCUUAGCGCAGAGGAAAUGGGUAUAAUCUCCCAACAUCCCAGUGCCUUUGAGAGAGUGAUGCGCAUGACACCCAUGGCAAUGGAGUCUCAGUCUAUGGAUUUCUCCCGUCGGCUAAGGGAACUUGCUGGAAACAACAACUCCACUCCACCGCUGUCACCGAGUCGUGCCAACCCUAUGCAUCGCCUUCUCAAUCCCAACCCUUUUCAGCCCAGCCCGAAAUCGCCCUUUCUGAACACCCCUCCAUUGCCCCCCAUGCCCCCUAAUAGCACCACUCCUCCACAGAUACAGGGCAAGUCAAAGUCCUGCGAGUUCUGUGGGAAAACGUUCAAGUUUCAGAGUAAUCUGGUUGUACAUCGGCGAAGCCACACGGGCGAAAAACCCUACAAGUGCCAAUUGUGUGACCACGCCUGUUCUCAAGCUAGCAAACUGAAACGGCACAUGAAGACUCACAUGCACAAGUCUGGCUCCAUGACGGGCCGCUCCGAUGAUGGUCUUUCCACUACUAGCUCACCCGAGCCGGGCACCAGUGAUGUCACUGGCGAGGGAAUGAAGAACAGAGAUGGAGACUUCAGAGGUGAGGGCAUGGGGCCUGACAACGAAGAGGAGGAGGAAGAGGAAGAAGAGGAAGAGCUGGAAAAUGAGAGCAGGCCCGAGUCAAAUUUUAGCAUGGACUCUGAGUUCUGUCGAAAUAGGGAAAAUGGCUCAAAGCCACCUUCAGAUGAUAAAAAUCUUUCCUUGGGUAAAAUGGUAGAAAAUGCGGGACUCAGCUCCAUCCAGCAGUACAGUAACUUAAUAGUUGACAAUCGGAAAAGGCUUCCGUUCUCCAAAAGGGGCUCAGAUGUGCAGAGGGGCGAUGACGAUUCGGUAGUUAGGGAAAUGGAGCAAGUGGAGCGGGCAACUGUAAAUGGAAGGAACUGUGGAUCUGGCGACUCUUUCUCAGGCCUGUUUCCCCGCAAGCCCACUCCUAUCACCAGCCCUAGCCUCUCUAACUCUUCUAACAAGAGGAUCAAAAUAGAGAAGGAUUUGGACAUGCCCCCAGCUCCCCUAAUCCCGUCCGAAAAUGUCUACUCCCAGUGGCUGGUGGGCUACGCCGCAUCUCGUCACUUCAUCAAAGAUCCCUUUCUUGGCUUCACUGAUUCCAGACAAUCUCCAUUCGCCACCUCCUCGGAGCACUCGUCCGAAAACGGCAGCCUGCGAUUCUCCACGCCGCCAGGGGACCUGCUGGACGGGGGCCUCUCCGGCCGCAGCGGUACCGCUAGUGGAGGCAGCACUCCGCACUUGGGUGGGGGACCAGGACCCGGCCGACCCAGCUCCAAAGAGAGCCGAAGGAGUGACACCUGCGAGUACUGCGGGAAGGUGUUCAAGAACUGUAGCAAUCUGACAGUGCACAGACGCAGUCACACAGGCGAGAGGCCCUACAAGUGUGAGCUUUGCAACUACGCCUGUGCCCAGAGCAGCAAGCUCACCCGCCACAUGAAGACGCACGGCCAGCUCGGUAAGGAAGUGUACCGCUGUGACAUUUGCCAAAUGCCCUUCAGCGUCUACAGCACGCUCGAGAAACACAUGAAAAAGUGGCAUGGGGAACAUUUGAUGACGAAUGAGGUCAAAAUUGAACAAGCAGAGAGAAGCUAAGCCAGAUUUCCUAUUUUGCCUCACAAUUCCUUGAUUCUAAAAGGGGUAGCUGGAUACUCUGUUUUUUUAGUUUGGUUGUUUUGUUUGGUUGCUUGUUUGUUUGUUUUCAAGUUAAUGGUUUGAGUUAGAUUUGUCCUAAAAAACUGCCAUCUGAGAAUGAUAAAGACAUUAAAGAAGAGGAAAAAUGCAAAAAGAAAAGGGAAAUUUAAUUCGGAGCUGGUUUAAAUCGCCUAUUUCGGCUUUUAUUUCUAGCAAUCUAUGAGUGGAUACAUUAGUCAAUAUUUUAAAUGGAGCCUUUAACUGUGCAAUAAUUUCUGUAUUUAUUGGAUUUUUUAAGUGUUUUGGCAUGUGCAGGUUCAUUUUUAUUUCAUCAUUUUUUAUUCCAUUGUCUUAAAUUUUGUUUUAAAUACUGAGAUUUUGCUUUUAAACCCAAGAGACAUCCUGAGAUUUUUUUUUACUUAGAGUAUCGUUUGAGAAAUCCAUAGGUCGCUGCUUACGAUGUAGGUUAUUUAAGCUACACAUGUAAUUUCUUGAAGAGAAGCCGCAUCUGAUCUUCAAAAUUUCAAACUGAGAAAGCUAUUUCUUCUUUUCAUUUACAUUUUUUUGUUUAUUAUUCAUACUUAUUAAAUGAGCGGACAACAAUCCUUAGGCCGUGUAGUACGAACUGAUUUUUAAACAUGUCAACCUAAUUGGGUAUGUAGCACUGAAUGUCAGUUCUAACAGUUAAUCUAAAGAGGACUGUGGGGCUGAAAACCUUUGUCAACUCUUCAGGUCCGAAAUCAGGGAGAGGAGACUAUAAAACAGACAAUAGCCAAGGCAGCUGCUUCUUGGUACCUAGUACCGACACAGACAACGCUAGUAAUAGAACUUUCUCUAAUCGGUCUCACUCCAAUCGUUCAUAGAGAAUUUUAAUCCCCAGCACCCUUUCCAUAGACAUUGCACUUAAUCAAAGCAGUUUGAUUUUGCUGAACAGCACAAUAGUGGGUAGAAGAAAGAUGGCUUCAUGGCUCUUUUUGUGAGCUUUAAAACAACUCAGGGUGAGCUGCAUAGCUACUUCUGCCAAGUCCGCUAUCUGAUCUCAGCCGUCUUCUCUGAUAAAAUAGUCCAGUCUUUUGUUUCAGCUCAUUCACAGCCCUCAUCCGCACACUUCAUAGUACACUGCCAGCCUCCCCUAAAUGUCAUGAAUGAACUCAAUCGUUCACAUAAAAUUGGCUUGUGUAAGUUAAAGAGGUAGUUCAUCUAAAAAUAAAAAAUCUGUUCGACUUUCUUGCAUGAAAUUCAAAAUUUCCAAGCUACCUUUUUCCAUACAGUGAAAGUGAAUGGUGACCACAGCCAUUUGGAAAAGCACAAGAUGAAUAAACUGCUAAACAGCAUAGUUUUGUUCCAUGCAGGAAAAAAAGUCAAACGGUGACUUGUGUCAACAUUUCAAAUUUCGGGUGAACUAUCCCUUUAAAGUUAAAACGUACAGAGGAAAAACAAAUGUUACACAC
Molecule: messenger RNA, 4926 nt
Organism: Misgurnus anguillicaudatus (oriental weatherfish)
Lineage: Eukaryota; Metazoa; Chordata; Actinopteri; Cypriniformes; Cobitidae
Gene: bcl11ba
Product: BCL11 transcription factor B a
Biological process (GO): positive regulation of transcription by RNA polymerase II
Cellular component (GO): nucleus
Molecular function (GO): RNA polymerase II cis-regulatory region sequence-specific DNA binding; DNA-binding transcription factor activity
Source: RefSeq, a predicted model, not a curated record